AUGUCUCUGUCGACAUUUCAUGUUUUGGUGUCAGCCGCUGUAGCCUGCCAGGAAAAUGAGUUCUCCAAUUUUCCUCAGGCAGUUCUCGUGGAUCCCCAUGAGAUACAGUCCAAUGUGAAUCCAAAAGGUACUAGGCAAAUACAGGGUUCUAGUAGUACCCCAAACAAAGAGUUGCAGAAAUCGCAACACUUCAAAGCACUUCAAAAAAUGGUUACUAAAAAAGUGAAAGAGUUGAAACCCCUGUCUUCAGUGGACACAGAUGAAACCACCAGAAACCUGCAAAUCAUACAACCUCAUGCAAACAUGUCACAAGUAUCACCCAAAGCAAAGCCGCCGAGAUCUCGGACCACCCUGACUGGAGAUUUUUCGGUGUCAUUUGAACUGCCAGAAGAUUUUCCUCAUGAUGCAAAUGCUGAGACGUUAGUACAGGAGAGGAGUGGAACUCCUCACACUUUACCUCAAUUUUCAUUCUCUGAAAGACUUCAGGGCUGGAGGAUUACUCGAAGAAAACGAGUCAAGGGAAUAUAUGACAUGUAUUAUCGACAUGAGAAUUCGAAUGUCAGUUUGAGAUCAAUUGUGGAGGUGGUCAGAUUUAUUCUUUAUGAGGAAUAUCCCAAACAACAGGCGGCAGGAAAGUCAGAAGGAGAUCAAUCAGCUGAGAGGAGAAUGGCGAGAUCAGCAACGUUGAAGAGAAAGUCUUCAGAUGUUGAUUGUGGCAACAAUGUCUCAGAGGAGGAUAUGCAGCGUUUCGAUUGUGGACCGAAGGAGGAUUUUGUAAGGUUGUCACCUGAAGCUAUGGAAGAAAGGGUGAGAAAGUUUCUCAAGGAAGCCUAUGAGAACCUGAGGAACUUGAAAUUUGUUAUUACAGAGGAGGAAAGUGAAUCAGAAGGGACCAAACGUCUAAGGGUUACAAUAGCUCCUCCAAAUGUUGUAUCAUCCAAUACUCCUUCUAGAGAAGAUGAAUUUUCCAACCCUUCGACGGAAUUUCAUCAAGCCGAUCCGAUGAACCAUAAGGAGGUUAGCAAUGGCAGCCUUGUGCAAAUGGAUGGCAUCAUAAGGGCCAGUCCUUUGGAAACAACAAGGGUGAUGAGAGCAAGCGCUGAUCAGGGUGCACACGACUUACAGGCCUAUAUGGAGGAAAGAGAAUCAGAAGGGACCAAAACAAAACAUGUAAAUGUCCCAAGUGUAGCCCUAUCUCUUCCAAAUGCUCUACCCAAGAUUCCUUCUAGAGAAGGUGAACCCUCCAACGCUUCCAUGGAAUUUGAUCAAGCAUAUCUGUUGAACCAUGUGGAGCUUAGAAAUGGCAGCCCUGUACUAAUGGAUGGCGUCCACGGUGCCAAUCCUUUGGCAGCAACAACGGUGAGAGAAAGAGAAGUUUAUCAGAGUGCACACGAAGCCUAUAUGGAGGAAUGUGACCUGAUUAAUGAAAUUCCGGAGUGCUCCAACUACGAGGACCUUGUGACAAGCCUUGCAUUAAUGAGAGCCAGGUUAUUCCUUAACGAUCUCGACGACUAUUAG
Messenger RNA from Prunus armeniaca (apricot), 1518 nucleotides. NCBI's taxonomy places the organism in Eukaryota, Viridiplantae, Streptophyta, Magnoliopsida, Rosales, Rosaceae. The record is from the annotation of a GenBank genome assembly.